Saccharomycopsis crataegensis is the source of this 1848-nucleotide messenger RNA. It is a transcript of the gene DDC1, whose product is annotated as Ddc1p. The record is from RefSeq and is a predicted model, not a curated record. Gene Ontology annotation, cellular component: checkpoint clamp complex. Bases 1 to 1848 code for a protein of 615 amino acids. The transcript has a single exon. Gene Ontology annotation, biological process: DNA replication checkpoint signaling; mitotic intra-S DNA damage checkpoint signaling; cellular response to ionizing radiation. NCBI's taxonomy places the organism in Eukaryota, Fungi, Ascomycota, Saccharomycetes, Ascoideales, Saccharomycopsidaceae.
AUGUCAUUCAAAGCAACCAUCAAAGACUCCGAAUCGCGGCAGAUAUGGUGCAAAGCCAUCACCUCGCUCUCCACAGUGGCCGAUACUCUAAAGUUUGUGAUCACCAGUAAAUUCAUCAGCAUUUCUGCCCUCAAUACCGCAAAAACCUCUAGCCUUGACGUAUCUUUUGUCAGCGGGUUUUUCGAUAAAUACUCGUUGAAGUUCGAUAACCCCGAGGAAGUGUACCAGGAAGGGUUCACAUUCCAUAGAAAAGAACAAGCAAAGAAAAAUCAGCAGCAACCCCGAACCUACCAACCAACGGAACUUGUCAAUGACGAUAUAGAAGAAGAUAAAGAAGAUACUCCAGAAACUUCGACGUAUAGUUUUGUGAUCCAAGCUCGAUUCUUAUCGGUGAUUUUCCGGACACCAGAUGACGAUGAGUACAGUUUCUCCAUCAAUCUCCGGCGUGGGUGCCCCAUGACUCAACGAUUUCGAUUAUUGAUCCAAAAGACUUCCAAAAGAAAAGUGAAGAAACAUUUCAGUCCUGGAUUCCAGCCGUGUUAUUUAGACCAAAACGAUAUGGGGAAACUGUAUAAACGGAGACUUAGCCGCUUGUGGAGUGAGUAUUUCUUUAACGAUGACGACGACGAUUUUAGCAUACCCAGUCAUUUGCAACCCCGUGAUAAAUUGGCAGUGGCAAUGGAAGAAUCCUCUUACGAGGCCAAUGAUCCGUUAAACUAUCUAAUCUUGGACAAUGUCAUCAUUAAGAAGUUUUUCGAAGUGACCCCCGCCACCAUUGAGGAUUUCCAGAUCAAUAUCAAGAGGCCUCCAAAUCGACUUUUCUUCAUUGCGUUCUUGAAGCCGGUGAAGAAGGAUAAGGUGUAUAUUCGCCAGCCAAUGUCGUUACAUGUAUCAUUAGCAUUGGAUGACAUAAUUGACUCUUUCUUAUAUAAAGGGGAUACUGAGCACGAUCAGCUGCUGAAUGACGAAGUUGAAGAAAUCAAAGUUACUUUCCGGUUGAAAGAAUUGCGAACUUUUAUUAAUUUGUCAUCGAUGGUGGUGGUGAGCGGUAAUAAUAAUGGUCGUUCGGUGCAAAAUUUCGAUGAUGAUCAUCAUCACCAUCCCCCAGGGGCUCUGGAUGAAAAUAAUGGCGAAAAUAACACGUUUGAGAUAUUCUUUGCGAGAAAUGGCUCUCCCGUUAUAUUUGAAUCGAGCCUUAAAAGGGGAUUAGUGAGAUUAAAAUUGACAGAAUUGACGGAUGUCGAUGGAACAAUAACCAUCGACCAAUCAACAGAAGCGAUGAAUGCGGUUAGAAAUAAUGAAAAACAACAAUUACAAGCCCCCAAGAUCAUUAGAGGCGCCACGAAUCCAAAGAGACGGAAAACCACUAGGGGGCCUACGAUGUUGGCCAAUAAUGAACCCAUCGUGGAUGAUGAACCGAAUAUUCCAACGAGACCGAUGUUUGUUGUACCGCUGCCUCCUGAUCAAGUACACGAUGUCAAUAAGGACAGAAUUAACGCGCUUCUUGAACGCAAAGAAAACCAUUUGUUCGUUGAUCAGCAACUAUCAUCGCCAUUGCAGAGCUCCUACAUUAACCCAAAGAAGCGACCUGAUAGAUUAAUGGGGAAAUCUUCGGUAUCUGCAUUGACAUCGAUGUUUGAUGGUGGCAAUAUCAAUGCUCUUGACAAGGAAGAGGAGUUUGAGGCCACGGUAACAUGGAAUAACAAUGCUGAUGUUAGAGAAAAAGAACUACAGAAGAACAAGCGAAAGUUAUUGGUGGUGGAUGAUAACGAAGACGACAAUGAUGAAGGAAUUGGCAGGACCCAGCAUGUCCCAAAGGCCAAAGGGUUGUUCGACAGCAUUACGUAA